Exophiala spinifera is the source of this 1032-nucleotide messenger RNA. RefSeq lists its product as uncharacterized. The transcript has 3 exons. Lineage: Eukaryota; Fungi; Ascomycota; Eurotiomycetes; Chaetothyriales; Herpotrichiellaceae. The record is from RefSeq and is a predicted model, not a curated record. Bases 1 to 1032 code for a protein of 343 amino acids.
AUGGCUCGCACCUUACCAUGGUCAACUGAUCAGGCACCGUCUACCAAAAGGCAACGUACAAUUCGCUCGGCAGGGCCCCAUCCAGAGCCACCAUUCUCUUCUCCGACGCGUGGGAGAGCGGGCGAGACCCUGGACACGCCGCCAGGAAAUAUCCUGCCCAAUGCCACCCCGUCGAAGCAAGAAAAUGAUGGAACACCUGCUUCGUCGCCUGCCAAAGCACCGCCGUCGAGCGAGUUGAUGCACGAAGGCUAUGACGGAGACGACAUCUAUAUCAUGGUUGAAGACGAGUUCAAUACUGUCGCGCAGAGCUACACCGCACACCUUCAUUUAGCCGAGUACAAGAGACUGGUUAGACAAGCGCGCGAAGCACCCCCCAAAGCUCUCCCAGAACCGACCUCUCCGAUGUCGAAGCAGGCCAAGCAGAGACUAAAGGCGGACGCUCUGCAGCACAGGCAAAAAGAAGCAUUGCAGAAGGUGUUGAGUCGCUCCGCUCCGGACGACGAAGAAGAAGACACAGUAGAUGAUCCGUGGUCGGGUACGAGUCUUGCUCCGCUGAUGGCAGGUAGCAACCAGCGCAAGACAUCCCUGUUGGGGCUGGAGAAGAUCUCCAGCAACACGAAAGCGGGGAUGGGUUUUGCCAGACCUACCAGCAGUGGCUCUUCUGGCAGAGACCAAGAAAGCGAUGACCUGAGCACAAAAAGAAACGCACUGGGCAAGCCUCCGACCACAUGGGACUAUGAUAUGUCGACUCGUCUUCCCUCGCCUACGUCGGGUACAGCUAUCGAGAAUUCUUCGCAAUAUACUGUGGCAACGACUGCAAAACAGCGCAACGCGCGGGCAAACGUCCAUCCUAUUUCUCAUGCACCCGCGAGUGUCGAGGUGACGACUGCUGAGCCUGCUUUUAGCCAUUCUGGCACACGCAGACCUCGGACAAUGUUGAGACAACACAAGGAUCGCCUACGCACACGCCAAUUAGAGGAUGAAAAGAAGAAGAAAUCAAGACUGGAAGAGGUACCAAUGUUCAUUAUAUGA